Molecule: messenger RNA, 2244 nt
Organism: Hirsutella rhossiliensis
Lineage: Eukaryota; Fungi; Ascomycota; Sordariomycetes; Hypocreales; Ophiocordycipitaceae
Product: PIF1-like helicase domain-containing protein
Exons: 8
Coding region: 1-2244 (747 amino acids)
Biological process (GO): telomere maintenance; DNA repair
Molecular function (GO): DNA helicase activity
Source: RefSeq, a predicted model, not a curated record
AUGGUCAAUCGAUGGAACGAGGCUAUUGCUGUCGGGCUCCGGCACAACCAUGAUAUUUCCUUCAUUGCGACGCAGCGCAAGACAAUGGCCCUCAUCUAUUAUGUCACGAACUACGCGACCAAGGUGGAGGACCCGGUGUGGAAGCGUGUGGCGGCCGCGGCCGAGCUCCUGGCCGCCUCAACAGGUGAUGGCACGGCAAACGGAGGGCGGGACGGUGGCGGAGACGCUGCCACCGAUGACCCUGUCAAGGGGAACAGGACGCGACAGUUCCUGAUGAGAGUGGCGAACCGCGUGUUCACGGAGCGUCCGCUAUCACAGGUCGAGGUCGUCGCUCACCUUCUCGGAUAUCCGGCCGAGUUCACCGACAGCAGCGCGUGGGCGUACCUGAACUGUUCUCUGCUGUACUGGGAAGUCUUUCGGCGAUGGCGGCAUCUCCGAGAAGCCAGUGGCGCUGCGGCUACGGAUGACACCUUGGAUGAGUCGGUGCUCAGGCGGCCGGGCAAGCACGCUACCGUCUGCCUCGACGGCUACCUGAGCAAGGACUUCACCUACGAUGACGAGUCGUGCUACCGGAGGGCAGCCGUGCAGCAUCUUGCGCUGUUCGUGCCGUGGAGUCCUUCCUGGGCGAAGGAACAGCUGCUUCGACGAUCCGCCGAAGACGCAAAACGCGACGCCAAGCAAUGGGCAGCCUCGUCCGGCGAUGGCGACCCGACGGUCGCACACGUCGAGGAGGGUGGAGCAGGCGAGGCGGGCGCGGAGUCUGCAGCGACAUAUCAGCCCAACAGCAUCGGAGACGCAACGCGGCUCAUCGACGUCGUCCGAGGUGCAGUGGGAGCGAAUCAGGUGACGGCCAAGUCGCCGGAGCUCAUGGCAAUGAUACAGCAGCUCUGGCGGGUAUUUUCCGGGGCCGCACUACCGCCGCAGGAUCAGGUCAAGGCUAUCAAGUCGCAGCAGCGAUCGCCGCGCAGCGUUGCGAAGGGUGAUGACCGGUUUCGGGAGGACGAGGUCGAAAUGACGAUGGCCGACUCCGACGAGACCGCUAUCGACGCAGGGGCGGGAAUGGACGUUCAGUUUGGCCCAUCAACCUCCUUCCUCGCGGCGGGCAAGGUGUUGGCAACACGGCUGACGCUGAACAAGAGGCAGUCCAUCGCUUUUCUGAUAAUAUGCCGCCAGCUCGAUUUGAUGCAGCAGGCCGACGGGGCGAUGCCUGCCAGCUGCGCCAUAAAAGAGCCUUCGAAUCGUCUGCUGAUCACGGCGACGUCGGGGACUGCGGCGGCGCGGAUCAACGGCAUCACGAUCCACCCGCCUGCGGGUUCACUAAAGACCAAGGGGCGGGGCGCGAACAUGGUCAAAGACCUUGACGGGGUGCGGCUGCCGAAACAGGCGGAGCGGUUCAUCCACGGCCAGUCUCGAAUGGAUUGGCAGGAGAAGGAUGUGCUCGUCAUCGACGAGGUGAGCAUGCUCGGGGCGCGGACGCUGCACGCCGUGAACGAGCGGCUUCGCCGGCUUCGCGGAUCGCGGCAAGAUUUCGGGGGGAUCCCCAUCGUCCUCUUCUGCGGAGAUUUUCAGCAGUUCCGGCCGGUCCAAGAGAGGUCGAUCGUCCUGCCUAGCGCGGCCAUCUCGUGGGACGUAGACAACUCGUUCAAGGCCGAGCAGCGUCACCAGCACGACAAAGCGCACGCACUGUGGAAGAGGUUCACGACGGUCGUCAUGCUGGACGAGCAGAUGCGCGCCGCCGGCGACCCGGAGCUGCAGAGGCUGCUGAAGCGGAUCCGUCUAGGCGUGCAGGAUCGGACGGAUCUAAACCUCCUCAACUCAAGGAAUCGGUGGAACCUGAACAUGGAGGCGAGCCUGGCGUUCCGGGUCCAGCAGCGGUCGACGAUGCGCAUUUUCAUCUCCGAGCACAAGUGGAAGGAGGAGCUGCCGACGGAGGAAGAGGCGAUCAUGAUACUCAACCAGGGCGACGAUAGCGCGAUCCCGGUGCCGGCCGUCUUCAUGUUCGUGGCCGGGAUGCCCAUCGUCGUGAACCACAACACCCACCAGGGGCUGAAGCUAGUGAACGGCGCGAGCUACUCGGCGGUGGAGGUCAUUGUCGACAAGGCGUACCCGGGGCAUCGGAUCUCGGCCGAUAUGACGAUCCACUUCGGCCGCCGGCGGGAUCAUUCUCGAAUCGGAGACGACGAGAUAUCUCCACUUCGUCGGGAUGCCGCCGGGCACGAUCUUGUUGACACCCAUGACCGUUAA